This is a messenger RNA of Oncorhynchus gorbuscha (pink salmon), 4820 nucleotides long. Its product is annotated as cytochrome b-245 heavy chain-like. Gene Ontology annotation, biological process: superoxide anion generation; defense response. Lineage: Eukaryota; Metazoa; Chordata; Actinopteri; Salmoniformes; Salmonidae. Gene Ontology annotation, cellular component: plasma membrane; NADPH oxidase complex. Gene Ontology annotation, molecular function: superoxide-generating NAD(P)H oxidase activity. The transcript is spliced from 13 exons. The record is from RefSeq and is a predicted model, not a curated record. The coding region runs from base 212 to 1900 and encodes 562 amino acids.
AUGACAUGCUGACAUUUCGCUUUCAACAAACACAAAGGAUUACUUUACUCAUUGAGUAAUGUAAUUUUAUGGACUGUACUUUUCCUCAUGUCAUGACUUGGACUAGUGACUGACUUUAAAUAGGCGGGGUGUGAACAUACGCUACAUAAAAACAACAGGUAACGAUGUAAAGACCAGUAGCGUCACUAGUGGAUGGCGAAAGUCCUUCAAAAUGGGCAACUGGAUAAUUAACCAUGGACUGUCAUCCUUCAUACUGGUGGUCUGGAUGGCCAUCAAUAUAUUCCUGUUCCUCUGGUUCUAUUUCUUCUACGACUUGGGGGAUCAGUUUUUCUACACGCGCCACAUUUUAGGGUCUGCAUUGGCCUGGGCCAGAGCCCCUGCAGCCGUCCUCAACUUCAACUGCCUGCUGAUUCUGCUGCCCGUGUGUCGUAACCUGCUGUCUCUCAUUCGAGGCUCCUUCAUGUGCUGUGGGCGAACUAUGAGAAAACAGCUGGACAAAAAUAUCAGUUUCCACAAGCUGGUGGCCUACAUGAUUGGGCUGAUGACAGCUGUUCACACCAUUGCCCAUUUUCUGAAUGUGGAGUGGUACUAUAAUAGCAGGCUUGGGAAGUAUGAUGACCUCAGCAUGGCCCUUUCCAACCUGGAUGACUCAGGAAACACCACCUUCCUGAACCCAAUCCGUUCUACAACCACUACGCCGACUCUCCUGGUGUUCACCAGCGUCGCGGGGAUCACAGGCGUAAUCAUCACGCUGUCACUCAUCCUCAUAAUCACCUCAUCCAUGGAGGUCAUCAGGCGCAGCUACUUCGAGGUCUUCUGGUUCACACACCACCUUUUCAUCGUCUUCUUCGCUGGGCUGGUCAUCCAUGGAGCCGGACUCAUCGUGCGAAGUCAGACCACCACCAAUCCACCACAUAAUGCCACCUUCUGUAAAGAUCGAAUAAGUGACUGGGGGAAGAUUCAGGAGUGUCCCGUUCCCCAGUUUGCAGGGGGGUUCCCACAGACCUGGAUGUGGGUGAUCGGUCCCAUGAUCCUCUAUGUGUGCGAGCGCUUGCUGCGCUUCAUCCGCUACAUGCAGACCGUCAAAUACAGAAAGAUAGUCAUUCGACCAUCCAAAGUGUUGGAGCUGCAGCUGGUGAAGAACGGUUUCAAGAUGGACGUGGGUCAGUAUGUCUUCCUCAACUGCCCAGCCAUCUCCCAGCUGGAGUGGCACCCCUUCACCAUGACCUCGGCACCCGAGGAGGACUUCUUCAGUGUGCACAUCCGCUCCGUGGGCGACUGGACCCAGAAACUCAUCAGCAUUGUGGAGCAGCUUCCUGAGGGGGCUGAGGGACCCAAAAUGGGUGUAGAUGGACCGUUUGGUACGGCCAGUGAGGAUGUGUUUGACUACGAGGUUGCCAUGCUGGUUGGCGCUGGCAUUGGAGUCACCCCCUUUGCCUCCAUCCUCAAGUCCAUCUGGUACAAAUUCAAAGACUCCAACCCAAAGCUACGCACCAGAAAGAUCUACUUCUAUUGGUUGUGCAGAGAGACGCAUGCCUUUGAGUGGUUUGCAGAUCUGCUGCAGCUGCUGGAGAGGGAGAUGGAGGAAAGAGGCAUGGGAAGCUUCCUCACCUACAAACUCUACCUCACUGGAUGGGAUCAGAGCCAUGCAAACCAUGUGAUGGUUCAUGCCGAUGCGGACACAGAUGUGGUCACUGGUUUGAAGCAGAAAACAAACUAUGGCAGGCCCAACUGGGAUAAGGAGUUUGAACAAGUACGCAAAGAGAAUCCGACGUCAGUGGUGGGCACAUUCUUGUGUGGCCCUGCAGUCUUAGCUACUGUCUUAUCAAAGAAAUGUGUCAAAUACACGGAUGUCGAUCCCCGAAAGACCAAAUUCUACUUCAACAAGGAGAACUUCUGAGCAAAACAAUGUUUAAUCUGCUCCUCUUGACGAAAAGCUGGAUCUUUGGUUUUCCAAAAUAUUGGCAACAGAGAUUGUUUUUAGACCAUUCAUCUGAACACAAUGGACGAUGACCGAUCCUAAUAUUUAUUUCACAUAGGAUUCAGCUCCAUCUUUACCACGUAUCUUGUCGACAUUCAUAUUUUAUUAUAGGAAUUACUUAGGCAGCAACUGAGCAAGAGACAUUCAACUUUGACCAGGUUGUUGCGACCAUUGUCAUGAUAACCUGGUGCAGCAGGCAGCAUUGAGCUUGCCAGUUUGUAGUGUAAGCAUCCGCUUGGCAUUUCCACGCCCAGUGGCUAGCAGUGGGAGAAGAUGGAAUGAGAUGGAUUUUGUCCGAAAUUCUCUUGCAUUUUCACAUCGAUGAAACAUUUGAUCUCAACACAUUUUUAUGUUCCAAAAAGAUAAUCUGUUACGAACUGAGUGGACUAAGUUUAGUAGAUUUUACCCUUUGCCAAAGUUGUAAAAAAUGGUGUUGUUUAGAAGGAGGACAAAGGUGAAUUGAGUUAUUGCACACACGCACUUCACAGAGUAGGCGUUCCCUAACGGAAAUAUGCAAAUGUUUGUUAGAACGCACCAAUAGGAUCUCACUAGCUCGUGCUUGGCUCUGCCCACCUCCUUCCUUGUUCUGCCCACUAUGACUAAUUUGUUCCACUCACUAUGACUAAUAUGUUCCCAUUGGAAAUGACAGGCUGUGGUCCAUCUUGGGUUAGUUUAAAAAAUCUUUGUUAAACUUCUGGUUCAUUCAGUCAUUCCUAUGGGCAAAAUUAAUGGAGAAAGAAUAGGGUUUUGGGAUAAAUGCCAAAAAUGAGGUUUGAGGUUAACACAGGCUUAGAAGAUCUUAUACAUUUUGUUCUAUGAUAUAUUAUCAGUCAGUUAACAUGACCUUUAUGCAUCUUGCAGCCUUAAUGUGCUUUGUCGUAAUUUUUGUUUUUACAUAAAUGCUUCAAAAUUCACAAAAACGUAUGUUUGCUGUUGAAGGUUAUCUCAUAGAACAAAAUGUAUAAGAUCUCAUAAGCCUGUGUUUACCACAGAUCUUAUUUUCAGCAUUUAUCCCCCCCCAAAACAUUUCCCCACGGGUGUUGGCCAACGAGCCAUGGUGGACUCAGCCUCUGUUAAUGCCUACAAAAGACACCACUACUAUUGAUCCAUUUCUAAAUUUAUCCAAUAGGACAAACUGCAGUCCACUGCUUUCAUUUGUUCACAUUCACAAUCAGCAGUGGUGGAAAAGGUACCCAAUUGUCACACUUGAGUAAAAGUAAAGAUAUCUUAAUUAAUAGAAAAGGGUUUGGAGUAAAAGUUUCAAAGUAUUUGGUUUUAAAUAUACUUAAAUAUAAAAAGUAAAUGUAAUUGUGAAAAUAUACUUAAGUAUAAAAAAGUAUACAUUUAAAAUUCCUUAUAUUAAGCAAACCAUUGUUUUUUUAUUUUAAUUUACGGCUAGCUACGGCCACGCUCCAAUACUCAGACAUCAUUUACAAACGAAGCAUGUGUUUAGUGAGUCCGCCAGAUCACAGGCAGUAGGAUGACCAGGGAUGUUCUCUUGAUAAGUGUGUGAAUUAGACCAUUUUCCUGUCCUGCUAAGCAUUCAAAAUGUAACGCGUACUUUUGGGUGUCAGGGAAAAUGUAUGGAGUAAAAAGUACAUAAUUGUCAUUAGGAUUGUAGUGAAGUAAAACUGGUCAAAAAUAUAAAUAGUAAAGAUGCCCUAAAAAAAACUACUUAAAUAAAUAAAAAAUACUUGAAAGUACUACACACCACUGACAAACAGUAAGUUAGAAGCUCGCCAUACUUGUAAAUAAUUACCUUGUAAUGUGUUAAAUUUUCCUGUUAUGGUUAAUAAAAAGUUGACUACAGUUGAACACAAAACGUCAGAUAUGUUCUAGUAAUUAUUUGAACUGGCUAGCCAGUUAGAAAAAAAACCUUCCUUUCCCUACAGGCUUUGGUCAACAAGCCAUGGUGGAGUUGAUACCUUUCAGAAAGGUCUGCAAAAAGUUGGGGGCAUAAAUCUUGGGACUGAAAGCUGGCUGCCUCAGUGAAUAUAUGGUUGUGUUUCGGCACUUGAAUACCUUUUUGGAUUCUACCUCUUCCACAGAAAACCGACAAGCCUUGCACACAGAGACAGAAGCUUUGUUAUAUCUGAACUACUCAGGGAUUGGCUGGCUCCUUUGCUUCCCACAAUGAAUCAUGAUGUAUGAAGUCAUUUACUGUUAUUAAUUGAAGACCUUUGUACAGAAUAGCUCAUCUUGUUAAAAAGACUGCCAUUAAAUGACACAUGGAUGAGUUAGAUAUUCACUAAGUGUAGGGAGUGGUUUGGUAGGUUACCUGUGAUGGAGUGGCUUUAUACAUGUGGCCCAGGCCAACCAUUGGAUUUUGAUAAGGGAAAUAAGAUUUCUCUAGAUAGCAGAGAAGUCAAAGUCACUCUUCUUGGGGGCAAUUUCUAUACUACUUUAUGGGGGUGUAACAAAAUGUACACUGCCAAUGUACCGAAAAUUGUUAAUUUGCUUUUACAGAAAUGGUAGCUUGGGCAAGAUAACUGAUACACCCACCUUAGAUGCUUAAGCGUUGUUUUGUGCUUUCAAGGGGUGUGGCCACAGAGAAGGAAACAAUACUCCUACAUUAAAGCCCUAUAGAAUAAUAUAUCUCCAUUUCCUUGUAAAAGACAUGACUGGAAGGAAAGGAAGGUGAGGCAUUGCCAGUCAGCCAGGGAAUGUGUUCUAGAUUAGAUAGGAAUGAUGUUCUUAUAAAGUGUACUUCCCUUACAUCAUUGUAACAGGGAAGACUGUUUCUUUUAUAAGCAAAUCGAUCACUUUGUAGUCUACAAUUACACUUUAAUCCUCUUCUGUACAUACCAACAUCUUAUCUGAAUAAAAUACUUUAAUGCAA